This is a messenger RNA of Callorhinchus milii (elephant shark), 3810 nucleotides long. RefSeq names its product probable E3 ubiquitin-protein ligase HERC3. Gene Ontology annotation, molecular function: ubiquitin protein ligase activity. Gene Ontology annotation, cellular component: cytosol. Gene Ontology annotation, biological process: ubiquitin-dependent protein catabolic process; protein ubiquitination. NCBI's taxonomy places the organism in Eukaryota, Metazoa, Chordata, Chondrichthyes, Chimaeriformes, Callorhinchidae. The record is from RefSeq and is a predicted model, not a curated record. Bases 124 to 3282 code for a protein of 1052 amino acids. The transcript is spliced from 24 exons.
UAGAGUAGACGACAUUGGUUUCACCGACUAAACGCGCCUCUCCCUUCGCAGUCUUGUUUCUGUCUGGAUCAGAUCGAACGCUCAGUAACUUUUGCUCUCUAUUUUCAGAUAAGAUCGCCAACCAUGGGUGCCAGAGUAGAGUUGUUGUGUUGGGGAUAUACCAAUUUGGGACAGCUCGGUCUGGGCGAUGUGGUUGAGAACAUAAUUGUUCAGCCGAGGACGUGUGAAUUCUUCAGCAGUAAAAGCGUGCAGGAGGUGGCCUGCGGAAGAUAUCACACGGCAUUCGUUUUGCAAGACGGAAGCGUCUAUACGUGCGGCUCAAACAACUGGGGACAGCUGGGUCACGAAAAGGAAGGAUACAGGCCAGAACAAGUGAGAGCACUGGACGCACAGACCAUUAAACAUACGGCUUGUGGCGAGUCCCAUACUCUGGCUGUCAACGAUCAUGGCCAGGUCUUUGCAUGGGGAGCAGGAAAAGAUGGACAGCUGGGAAUUGAUUCCAUGGAAGAAACAGUCAGAAAACCAAGGUUAGUAAAGUCAUUGAGUGGACAUGAGGUUACUCAAGUCACCUGUGGAAGCUGGCACUGCAUGGCUCUAACUAAAGAUGGGCAACUGUUUGCUUGGGGGCAGAACACUCACGGACAGCUGGGGCUCGGCCAAGGCAUAUCCUCCCAGUCCAACCCCCAGUGUUUGAAGACCUUAGUCGGGAUCCCUUUAGCGCAGAUCACGGCCGGAGGAGCCCACAGCUUUGCUCUGUCUCUUUCGGGGGCCGUGUUCAGCUGGGGAAGAAACCACUGUGGACAGCUGGGGCUGAGUGACGAGAAAGACCGAGAUGUUCCAUUUCAUGUGAAGUUCCUGAGGAGCCAAAAGAUCGUUCAUAUCAGUUGCGGGGAAGAGCACACAGCUGCUCUGACAAAGAGCGGAGGCGUUUUUACUUUCGGGUCUGGUCUUUGUGGGCAGCUGGGCCACAACUUCAUGAACAAUGAAGUCAACCCACGCAGAGUGCAGGAGCUGAUGGGCACUGAAGUCUCCCAGAUAAGCUGUGGCAGGCAACACACACUUGCUUUUGUUCCUUCUUCUGGGCUAAUCUAUGCAUUUGGACGUGGAAACAGAGGGCAGCUGGGAACUGGCCAUACAUUCAACGCUCAGGUCCCAUACAAAAUACCUGGAAACUGGGUCCCUUGCAAACAGAAGCUACCUCUGAACGCUGACCAAUCAAAAUAUUGUGUGCUGAAACAUAUCUGCAGUGGAGGAGAUCAGAACUUCGCAUUUUGCUUUCACUACAAGAAUUCAGAAGUGCCGGAUGACUUUCGGAGCGUGGAUCCUUCAGGAUGUGUCAGAACAAUUAACAAUAACAGCGUCAAGUGGACGUUGCACCUCGAAGGAAACAACGUACUUGAUGAAUUGAACAUGAUCUUCUCUUCCGUCGCCUGCUUCAAUGGAAGUUUUCUUGAUCACCAAAACGACGAACAUUUUAAAACUGGCCCGUGGAGCUCCGGUGUUGACCUUAUCGCCGCUCGAUUGUUUUUUGACAAGAUGGCAAAGACUGAGUACUCCAAGUUACUGCAGCAGGCUACUGUGACUUUGGAGAACCGUCUGAUCGCUCAGUUGCCGACUUCGCCGCCUGAUUUUGAGGCCAUGAGAGCAUUUUUAAUUCUGCCGGUGUUUCCGCUCUUUCAAGACCCAAAGAAUUACUUGACCUUAACUCUGCCGUUCGCCGCGGCUGUUCUGCGCUUGGACGCGAAUCCGAGCAAAGUGUUAGAUAAUUGGUGGUCGGAGGUGGACAUUGGGUACUUCUGCCGAUUAGUAGAAAUCUACAAGAACGCUGUGGUCUUCCUUUUGACCAGGAUGAAGACUCUCCAGCUGGCUCCUCUGCUUAGCCAUUAUGUAAUUUAUGCUCUUCGAGUUUUAGAAAAACUGUACAAGGUGAACAUGAACGCAAACCGUGUUGCCUACGAUGUGUUUUAUGUACAUGAACUCAAUAACCUGGUGAACAUUGAGACAGAUUAUCUCUACUGGGCGUCGCAGCAGGCUGGAGUCAAAAUUCAGCCGGCGAUUGCAGAGAUUCCCGUUGCAUUUUGCACUUACCCCUUUGUUUUGAAUGCUCGGGCAAAAACCAAAAUGUUGCAAACUGACGCCGCCUUACAGAUGCAGAUAGCGGUGAACCGGACUGGAGUGGAGAACAUCUUCAUGCUGCUCACACUGGGACCGUUCUUGACCAGCAGCCCCUUCCUGGUCCUGCAUGUGCAGCGGGACAACCUGGUCAGUGAUGCAUUGAGAGAGCUCAGCAUCCACUCGGACGUGGACCUGAAAAAGCCGCUGAAGGUGGUGUUUCUGGGAGAGGAAGCUGUGGAUGACGGCGGGGUGACGAAGGAGUUCUUCCUGUUGCUGCUGAAGGAGCUGCUGGACCCCAAGUACGGGAUGUUCACGCAAUACGAGCAAUCCAGGCUCAUAUGGUUUUCGGAAAAAACCUUUGUGGAGCAAAACUGGUUCCACCUGAUAGGUAUCCUGUGUGGUUUGGCCAUUUAUAACUUCACCGUGGUGGACUUGCACUUUCCGCUCGUACUGUACAAAAAGUUGCUCAACGUCAAGCCGUCUCUGGACGACCUGAAGGAACUCUCUCCCACCGAGGGCAGGAGUCUGCAGCAGUUACUUGAUCACCCUGACAAUGACGUGGAAGAUGCAUUCUGUCUAACCUUUGCGAUCUUUAGGGAAAAUUACGGAAUCAUUGAAUUACAGGAAUUGGUGCCCGGAGGUAAUAAGGUAGCUGUGAAGAAAGAGAAUCGGAAGGAGUACGUGGAAGCUUACGUGGACUUUAUCUUCAAUAACUCCAUCCGUGAGCUCUUCUUAGCUUUCUCCAGCGGGUUCCUGAAGGUCAGCGGAGGGAAGGUUCUGCACCUGUUCCAGCCCAGCGAGCUGAUGGCUAUGGUGGUGGGGAACACUAACUUCAACUGGAAAGAGCUGGAAAUGUCUGCGAUAUACAAAGGGGAGUACCAUGCUGCACAUCCCACCAUCAAGUUAUUCUGGGAAGUUCUCCAUCAGCUUCCCUUGGAAAAAAAGAAGCUGUUCCUUUUGUUUUUGACCGGGAGUGACCGUAUUCCGAUCUACGGGAUGGCAAGUAUACGGAUGAUGAUCCAGCCCACCUCGGGAGGAGAGCAGUACCUGCCGGUGGCUCACACGUGUUAUAACCUGCUGGAUCUCCCCAAGUACCAGAAUAAAGAAACAUUAAGGACAAAGCUCAUUCAGGCCAUAGACCAUCACGAAGGGUUCAGCUUAGUAUGAAAUAAACUCCUCUUUUUACACUGUGAAGAGAGAGGUUAAUUUGUUAAGCACUUUAUUGUUUUUAAAAGAAAUUGUUCUGUAACAUCCAGUCAAUGAUUGAAACAUUAAUCCGACCCCCCCCCCCACCCUUCCCACACACACACACUUUCGUUACUCACCCCCAGAUUUUACAACAUACAAGGGAGUUGUGCUUCAACAUGGCAGUAAAUAUUAGGACACAUAUCUAAUCACAAGAAGGAUUGGUGCGAAUAAGUCUGAUGGGCCACUUGAUCUUACUUUCAAUUCACCUCUAGUACCACAACAACUACUUGCAUUUAUAUAGUACCCUUAACGUGGGGUAGUGGUGUCUUUUCAAUCCAGUGUCCUGGCCUCAAAGCAACCUUCCUCGUAAAUCAUUCCAGCUGUUGAUUACCCUCUGUGCAAAAAAUAGCUUUUGCCCUAAAAUCGUCCCUCACAACCCAAACCUGUAUCCUCUUAAGGUGCUUUGAGACGCGAUAAGGCGCAAUAUGAAAUGCAAGGAUUAUUAUU